AUGAAACAUGUCAUCGAUAAAGCCUGUGGAUAUGCUGGUGGUCACUUGUCAAUCGUUCAAUACUUUUUUGAAAAUCAUUUCGAUUCAAUAAAAUUGGAUGGUGUAUCCUGUUCAUAUUUAGAUGAGACAUUUUAUCGUGGUCACAUGGCAAUAGUAAACUAUCUCGUCAGAGAAAAGAACCAAUAUUUUGGACAAAGACCCUGUAAAAUUGCUGGCUUCAUCUGUGACAAUGACAUUUUAGAUUUCGUACUUGACCAUACAAAAGAGAAAAAAUCCUCCAUCAUCAAAGAAGCAAUUCUAGGUGGAGUGAACCAUUGUGUUGCACAUAUUCAUAAUCACCAAAUAUCAAUUCAAAUUCAUCAUCAUCAUUAUUUAAAACAAAAUUAA
Cavenderia fasciculata is the source of this 387-nucleotide messenger RNA. RefSeq lists its product as uncharacterized. The record is from RefSeq and is a predicted model, not a curated record. The transcript has a single exon. NCBI's taxonomy places the organism in Eukaryota, Evosea, Eumycetozoa, Acytosteliales, Cavenderiaceae. The coding region runs from base 1 to 387 and encodes 128 amino acids.